This is a messenger RNA of Petromyzon marinus (sea lamprey), 6200 nucleotides long. The record is from RefSeq and is a predicted model, not a curated record. NCBI's taxonomy places the organism in Eukaryota, Metazoa, Chordata, Hyperoartia, Petromyzontiformes, Petromyzontidae.
CCCUCCCCUCGACUUCCUCCUCCCUCCCGCGCGCGCGCGCCCCGCCCCUCGUCAGAUUAGAACCGAGACGCGGCAGACGCUGAGGCGACCCGAGGUUGAAUUUUAACAACAACAACAACAACACUAUCAACAAUAACAACAAUAAACAACAAUAAUUACUAAUUAGUAGCAAUAAAUAAUAACACGGACGGCUUUAUAAUUAGGCCGUCGUGUUUAGUUGCGGCCGUGAGCGGAGUCGUGGGUUCAGUGAUCGCGGCGGCGGCGGUGGUGGUGGUGGUGGUGGCGGCGGCUGUUCGGAUCGAGCUGGCAAGGCUAGGUGCACCUGACAAGACAUCGCUUCCUGCAGCGGCACUGCGGAGAAACUGAGACGAGAGGGAGAGGAGUUACCGGCCCGGCACCGACGGUACACGACCGCCCGUCCCGGGCCCAGCUGCGUCUCCCUGCCGUGUAUCACCUGACACGCACGUCCGGCGGCGCAGACGGGUUGCGGCAUCAUCGCCGGCGUCAUCACCGUCGUCAUCACCGUCGUCAUCACCGUCGUCAUCGCGCUCUCCCUCGAGGCCCCUGGCCGCGCCCCCCCAAGUCCUCAAGGUCCCCCACCGUAGGUUCAACUCCACUACCUGAGGACUCCCGUCGCCUCAGCCUUGAAGUCUUUUUUUUUUUUAAACCCCGUCACCUUGACUCAACCCGGAUCUUAAGCCCGGCCCCUCGAACCCCUAAACCCAAAGCUUCAACCAGAACCCCCACCAAUUGAAGCCCCAACCCAAGCCCUAACUUGAACCUUGACCCUUGACCCUAAACCCUCAAUCGACAGCUAACCCCAGCGCCGACGACGCGAACCCCGAUCCUAAACCCUGAAGCCAUCGCUGGCCCUGAUCCUUAACCCCGGGGGUGUCUGACCGUUACCCCCAUGGGUCUUAGACCACAGAUCGUGUCUCCCCGUCCUCCCAGAGAAACGGAGACAUCUGUGCCGCCCGGAACAUAAACACACCCUGCUCGCCGCUCGCCCCUGCGCUCACCAUUCGCAAGAAACACGCGCACGCCCGUCGCAGUAUCGCUCACCACACCACCACCACCCCACUCGCCACACCACCACCCCACUCGCCACACCGCCCAUCGCUCACCACACCAGGGGGGGGGGGGGGGGCGGCCUAGAGGGGAGUGGCGCCAGCGCGCGAUGACGCGCUGACCGCGGGAGCCGAGGCGCCGCCAGCAUGGACUGCUCCGUGGAGCCGGGCCCCUACCAACCCGGCGCCGGCGGCCAAACGCCGUCGGCGCCGUCCUCUUCCCGAGCUCGCCAGCCGGCGCCGCCGCCGCCGCCGGCGCCACCGCCGCCGCCAGCGUCGUCGUCGUCGUCAACGCGCGCCUCUCCCAUCCUCUCCUCGCUGCUGCUGUCCCGCCCGGCUGAUGGCGCUCGCAGCCCGGCGCUCGCCUCGCCCGGCACGCUGAGCCGCCAGGCGCCGACGAAACGGCCGCGCUCCCUCGAUUGCGGCGCCGUCGGCGAUCCGGACUUGGGCGCCGUUUUGGACUGGACCGGCGGCGCCAAGGGCGCUAGCGGCGGGCACUGGCGCCGCGAGUUCCAGCGGCUCGGGAUGUGCGGGAGCCCGCUUGGAGCCGGCGUCGGCGGGCGGCCGCAGCCGCCGCCGCCGCCGCUGGCGUCUCCGGCCGGCGCCGGCAAAGGCGCCGCUGCUCUCUUCCUGCUGGGGCUGCAGCAGCAGCAGCAGCACCUCCUGCUGCUCAGCAAGAAGAUGGGCGCCAGCGCCGCGCUGUCCUCCACCUCCUCCUCCUCCUCCUCGUCCUUCCCCGCCCCCAACGGCGCCGGCCCCCGCUCUCCCCCCGCCUGCGCCCUCGCCCGCCCACUGCACCGCCCGCCCCAGCCGGACCGCGCCUCGAGCCAGCUGGCGCAGCUGCUGCUGCACGGGCGCCAGCGCGGGAGAGCGCACGGCGAGGAGGAGGAGCGGCGGCGGCGGCGGCAGGAGGAGGAGGAGGUGGAGGCGGAAGAGGAGGAGGAGGAGGAGGAGGUGGUCGGGGAACACGAGGGGCAGGAGAGGAGAGACCGCGCCCGCUGGUGCCGGAGCCCACGGGGAAGUUCGGCGCUGGCGCGGUCGAGCCCGGCACCGAGCCGCAGGGCGCCGGCAUGGAGCGGCGACGGCGACGGCGGAGGUGGCGGCACCGGCGCUGGCGGCAGUUGCUCUGCUUUCACCGGCGCCGGCAGCACUGCUGCUGGUGCCAGGAGUGCGCAUGCAGCCGGCGGCGGCGGGAGUGCCGCCGGCGCCGCCGGUGCUGCCGCCUCGAUCGUCGCUCGCACCGUUAGCCCCGACAGCACCGCCGGCGCCGCCGGCAGGUCUGCUGGUACCGUAGGUUCCACCGGCUACGCGAGCGCCACCGGUGCCGGUGGCACGAGGACCGCUUGCCCUGGUGGCAUUGGCGCCACCGCUGGCUAUGGCGCUGCGGGCAGAGUCAUCUCUGCCGGCACUGGCGCCGCCAGUCCUGCUCGUACGAGAGCACCCGGUGCUGCUGGCGCCCGAAGUCCCGGUAAGAAUGGCGUCGGCGCCGCUUCCAUCACCGCCGCGAGCUCCACAACCGCCGCCGCCGCCCCCGCCUCCUCUACGGCGCCGGCGCCCGGCGGCCGUCACGGCGUCGCCAGCGUCGUGCUCAUGGAUCUGGCGCGCAAGCGAGCGGCCACGGCGGCGCCAGCGGCGGCCACUCCGCCGAUUCCCUCGCCUCCGGUUGCCGACGACGGCAACACGCCCCUCAACCUCUCGCUGCCCGGCGGCGCGCGCAGCAGCGCCAGCAGCAGCGCCAGCAGCUCGACCGCGGCGCCACCACCGAUCAAGCGCCGGCCGUUUAGCACCACCGCGACUCCACCACCAUCGUCGUCGUCGUCUUCUUCACCGGCGCCCGUGCCGGCGCCGGCAGCAGCACCGGCGCCGGCGGCAGCUCCGGCACCGGCGGCAGCGCCGGCACCGGCAGCAGCAUCGACGGACUCCACCAGCGACAGCCUGCUGUGCCGUCUGCUGACGCGGCGGCGGGAGCGGGAAGCCGCCGGCGCCGAACCCCUGGCGCUGCCGGCGCCGUGGGACUUGAGGUGCCGGCACCGCGGGACCAUCGAGGAGGAGACGGAGUCGCUGCUGCACAGCUGGCGGCCGGGAGACGCCGGCGCCUCUCCGCCACCAUCGGCGCCGGCGUCAACACCGACACCCGCUGGUGCCGCCGGCGAGGGCCGGACGACGCUCGCCCAGAUCCUGCGAGGGAACGGAGGGAACCGGCAGCACCAGGACGAAGGAGGGGCGGCGUCGACGGCGGCGCCGGUCGUUGCGGCGGCGCCGGCACCGGCGGCCGGCCCCACCGGCGGCGGCGGCACAAAGCUCAUCGACCUCCUGCGGUCGUGCGACUCGUUCACGCGCGGGCCGGCCGCCCAGGCGCUGGCACCGGGAGGCGCCGGCAAGGGUGACGCUGCUCCACCGCCGUUCAGCGCCAGCAAGCUGCUGCAGAUCCUGGCGCAUGGAGGCAGCGGUGGCGGCGAUUCCGGCGCCGGCGGGGCCGGCGCCGGAAUCGCGAGGAGCUCGCCGGCGCCCGGCUCGGCGACCCCGGCGCUAUCCGCCGCGGUGGCGCCGGCUGGAGAAGAGCUCAGGGAUUUGCUUGUGCGGCGAACGCUGCUGCAGCUGCUGCUGGGGCUGCCAGAAGUUGCUGGCGCCGCCGGUGCCGGAGACGGCGGUGACGGCGCUGACGGUGGUGCCGGUGAUGGCGCCGCUGUUUCGGCACCAGUGAGAGUGAAGGAAGAACCCGAUUGGAGCGGUGGCGCCGCCGGCGGCGGCGACGAUGAUGAUGCAGGUGGCGCCGCCGUCACAGUGAAGGAAGAGGCGGCGAUGUGGAGGAGGAGGAGGAGGAAGGAUGACGGUGGCACUAGUGGGGGAGACGAUGCUGUGGCCGAGGACCAGGAUGGUUUGGUGGAAGCACGCAGCUGUCCCCUCACCAGGAGGCUGCUGCUGACGCAGGGAGAUGUGGGGACGGAGAGACGCGGGGACGCUGUGACGGAGAGACACGGGGACCCUGGGACGGAGAGACACGGGGACGCUGUGACGGAGAGACACAGGGACGCCGAGAGAAACAGCGGAGACACUGAGAUGGACUCGGAGACGCGGGGACGCGAGGAUGCCGAGCUCGUUAUGUUCACGGAAGGCGACGGAGAGACGGGGUCGGAGAGACCCGCGGAGAUGCGGCGAGGCACCGAGGAAGACGGGGACACCGAGGCGGAUAGAGACACCGGGCCGGUGAGACACGUGGGGACACGUGAAGAUGGCGACACCGAGAUGGACGUGGGGAGAGUCGGAGACCAGGACACGGGGGCGGAGGGCCGCUGGGAAACGUGGGGAGACGCCGACACAACGGUGGAGAGAGACACCCGGGCGGAGAUGCGCGGGGACACGGGGAGGGACGGAGAGAUGCAAGGAGACGGGGACGCGAGGCCCGCGAGGCCCGCGGGGCCCGCGGGGCACGGGGACGCGGUCGCAGAUGCUGAGAGGGACCGGGAGGGCGGCCCGCGGGGACACGACGGGACCGGGGGGCGGAACGGAACGACGGACCCGGCGGCGGCGGCGGCGGCGGCGUCGUCCGGAACGCUCGGAGCCGCGGGGGGGGCGAGCGAGGAGAGAGACGCCGGCGGGGAGGGCGGACGGCCGUCAGGAGGAACGCGCGGAGAGAAGGGGGCAACCCCCCGGUCGCUGGCGGCGGGCGGCGGGGAGGAGGUGGGAAGCGUCGCGCCGGCAUUUUGCGCCGGCUCCGCGCCGCCGGCGCCGCCGGCGCCGACGCCGUCCGCUCGCGCCACGCCCCCCUCCCCCCGCCGGCGCCCCUCCCUGCCCCCGCCGGCGCCGUGGCGCCGCCCGUUCCGGGUCAAAAGCGAGAACCCCGAGAACGAUGCACGGGGCCGGCGCUGGCUGCCGGGCGGCGGCGGUUUCGGCGGUUUCGGCGGGGUCGGCGCCGCCGCCGGCGGCGGCUCUCAGACGCUCUUGGAGCAGCUGCUGUUGGGGUCGGCGCCCGACGGGAACGGCGCCGGCGACGCCGGCGAAUGGCGGCCGCACAACCGCGUGCGCUUCUACGCCAACUUUGGCCGAACUCGAACGGACGCCAACGCCGCUCCGGCCGCCGCCGGCGCCGCGGCAUCGGCGGCGGCGGACGACGGCGGCUCCUCGGCGGGGGCGGCGGCGCUGCUGCGCACCAACCCCAUCCUGUUCCUGAUGCUGCGCGGCCGGCGCCCGGCAGCGCCGCCGCCUCGGCCCGGCACCGACGGCGCCGCUCCCUCGCUGCUCCAGCGGGUGCUGCAGCAGGGCGGCGGCGCACAGAUGGCGCGCCGGUGCCGGCGCUGCGAGCCGGCGCCGGCGGCUGCGUCGGUGUCGUCGGAGGCGGGGAAAAUGGAGGAGGGCGGCGAAGACGGCGGGGAGGAGGCGGAGGCGGUGGCGCUGGGGGCGGCGCGCACCGUGAGCCGCCAGGUGCAGACCGAGGCGCCGGGGGACCCGCGGCCGGAAGGGAACUCGCCGACGGAACGGGAGACGCGGCCGGAACGAAAGCUGGGGCCGGGAGGGAACUCGCCACCGGGAUGCGAGUUGCGCUUGGAGCGGAACGCGCGGACGGAGCGCGAGACUCGGCCGGAACGCAGUCCCGAGUCGGAGCGCUCUGCACCGGCGGAACGGAGUCCAGAGCCGGCGAAACGGAGUCCAGAGCCGGCGGAACGGAGUCCAGAGCCGGCGGAACGGAGUCCAGAGCAGCCGGAACGGAAUUCGCUGACGGAACGGAAUUGUCAGCCGGAACGGAAUUCGCCUUCGGAAUCGUCGGUCAGCGCUGCCUCCGCUGCCUCCACUGCCUCCGCUGCCUCCGCUGCCACCGCUGCCACCGCCGCGAAACUCGACGCGGGCUCGGACGGCGCCGCUGGUGGCGGCGCUAGGAAUGGCGGCGUCGUUGGCAACGGCGCCGGCGGCAGCGGCGGCGGCGCCGCGAACGGGUUGUGCCGGAGCCGCGCCGGCGCGGCCACGGACCGCAGGGACGGCGCCGGGUCGGACACGGGGCUGGGGGAGGGCGUGGUGACGCGGAAGAGGAAGAGGGACGGCGGCGGAGCCGGCGGCGUGGCGAGCGUGACCGCCGCGACCGCCGCGACCGCGGCGCCGGCGAACGGUUGCAAGCGCGUGAAGCUGAGGGGGAAGUAG